Ziziphus jujuba (common jujube) is the source of this 1553-nucleotide messenger RNA. Its product is annotated as fumarylacetoacetase. Gene Ontology annotation, molecular function: fumarylacetoacetase activity. The transcript is spliced from 14 exons. Lineage: Eukaryota; Viridiplantae; Streptophyta; Magnoliopsida; Rosales; Rhamnaceae. The record is from RefSeq and is a predicted model, not a curated record. The coding region runs from base 128 to 1393 and encodes 421 amino acids. Gene Ontology annotation, biological process: homogentisate catabolic process; L-phenylalanine catabolic process; L-tyrosine catabolic process.
CCGUCACUUUGACACUUUUCCAGUUCAGUACAAAUACCCCCCUAUCUAACUCCAACUAUCCACUCCUCUUCUUUCACUCUCAAUUUUCAGCUUCGCCGGAGCUACGACACCGUUUUCGUCCGAGCCAAUGGCUCUCAAGUCCUUCGUCGAAGUCCGACCGGACUCUCACUUCCCGAUACAGAACCUGCCGUAUGGAGUGUUCAAGCCGGCACCAAAUUCAGUGCCUCGACCUGGCGUGGCAAUCGGAGAUUACGUCUUGGACCUUUCCGAGAUUGCAUCUGCCGGUCUAUUCGACGGUCCCAUCCUCAACAACUCCUCCGACGUUUUUCACCAGCCUAAUUUAAACAGGUUUUUGGAAUUGGGCCGGCCGGCGUGGAAGGAAGCUCGAGCCACAUUGCAAAAGCUAUUGUCAUCUACAGAGCCUACAUUGCGUGACAAUGCAAAUUUGAGGCAGAAGGCUCUUGUCUUAUCGGACAAUGUAGAACUGCUUCUUCCUAUUGCUAUAGGGGACUACACGGAUUUCUUUUCAUCGAAGCAUCAUGCGAAGAAUUGUGGGACCAUAUUUCGUGGACCGGAGAACCCAAUUCCACCUAACUGGUUCCACAUCCCCAUUGCAUAUCAUGGACGAGCAUCAUCUGUUGUUAUCUCAGGAACUGACAUAAUUCGACCAAGAGGUCAAAGCCAUCCAACUGGAAACUCUCCACCAUACUUUGGUCCCUCAUUGAAGCUAGACUAUGAACUGGAAAUGGCUGCUGUAGUUGGUCCUGGAAAUGAAUUAGGAAAGCCUGUGGAUGUCAAUCAGGCAGCGGAACAUAUCUUUGGACUGGUGUUAAUGAAUGACUGGAGUGCUAGAGAUAUUCAGGCAUGGGAAUAUGUGCCUCUUGGGCCUUUUCUUGGGAAAAGUUUUGGUACUACUAUUUCCCCUUGGAUCGUGACAUUAGAAGCCUUAGAACCUUUUUCCUGUGAUGCUCCCAAGCAGGAACCUCCUCCAUUGCCCUAUCUGGCUGAAAAGAUAUCCAAGAAUUAUGACAUUUCAUUAGAGGUUCUAAUCAAACCUGCUGGACAGAAAGAUUCAACUGUGGUCACGAAGACUAAUUUCAAUCACUUGUAUUGGACAGUGACUCAACAAUUAGCACACCAUACUAUUAACGGUUGCAACUUAAGGCCUGGCGAUCUCCUAGGAACAGGAACCAUCAGUGGACCUGAACCAGAAUCUUAUGGAUGCUUGCUAGAGUUGACAUGGAAUGGACAAAACCCAUUGUCUUUAAAGGGGACAACUCGUAAAUUCCUAGAAGAUGGAGAUGAAGUCAUCAUUACUGGUUAUUGCAAGGGAAAUGGAUACAACAUAGGCUUUGGGACAUGCGAAGGGAAGAUAGUUCCUUCACACCCUUGAGGACGUUGUUCUCUUCUCCUUGCUGGUUUCACUGACGCAAUAACACCCUUCAAAAUCAGGCUGCCUGGUUUUUAAGCAUUUUGCCUUACAAUUGUUUUUUUGUAUUUGUACAUUUACUUGAUUGUGCUUAAUAAAAGCUCGGGAUUGCUUUUUAACAAAA